UCAUCGGAUUCGGAGUACGAUCUCCAAACUUCCAAAGGUAUUCGAAAUUCGAAAUGGAUUGUGGCCAAAGGUUGAAUAUUUGAAUGAUAUUAUUUAGAGUUACUUGGUCAUUUCGUAGAACGACUCUGCCUUAGUGUUGCAUUUGAUUAUGGAUGAAUUUAAAUACAGAGCAAGUCUAAAAUUAGAAGCGCUACAAGAUGCUGCUGUAACAGUUGCAUACAACUCUAGAAGUAAACUAGACGGAGCUAUUCAGAAGAGUAUCGAUGCAAUUCAUAAGAUUCAUGAAAUUAUCCUUGAAAUCUGGAGCCAUGAGAUGGUACUGGAGGGUCGCGAGAGGGCCGCGGUGUGGGGCCGAGAGGCGGUGCGUCGAAUACGGGAGGGAGCGCUGCCCCUCUCACCCAUGGUCCUGCACCGGGAGCUGAUGGCAAUACUUAAGGAUAGAGUAUGGCGGCAGUCGCUGGUGGUGUUCAUGUGUGGCGCGGCGCUAGGCGGAGGCGCCGGCCUGCUACUGGGUCUCCGGGCUGCUCGCCUCCCGCCCGCUUCACCCACCUGCCGCGCGCUCCUCACGCAGCAAGACCACAGCGUCAUGCUGGUAGAAGAUGCUGUGUGUCGAGGUGCGGCUCGCGGUGAGGUGCUAGUGCGCGUGCAGGCCUUCAGCGUGUGCGGCGCGGACCGCGGGGCGCUGCGCGGGAGGGGGGCGGCGCUACGCUCGCUGCUCAGUCGCGCGCCGCUCGCCGUGGGCCGCGGGUUUGCUGGUGUGGUGUUGGACGUGGGGCCCGGCGUGACGGACCUUGAGCUUGGAGACCAGGUGUGGGGCUGCGUCAGCGAGUGGCGCGGCGGAGCAUGCGCCGAGCAGCUGGCCGUCAGGAGCACACACAUCAGCAAGCGCCCCGCGCGGCUCAGUGCCCCGGCGGCCGCGUGUCUGUCGUGGGCCGGGACUCGCGCCCUCGCCGCGCUGUCGGCUGUGCGCCUGCUCGCGGGCUCCCGGGUGCUGGUGUGUGGAGCAGCCAGUGGGGAGGGCUGUGCGGUCCUGCAGCUGGUGGUGGCUCGUGGGGCGAGAGCCACUGCCGCCGCGCGACCUGCAGCUCGGGACCUGCUGGCUGACCUGGGUGGGGCCGAGUUUGUCGAGCUGAGCGACCCAGACAGCCACGUGGCCGCGAGCUGGCUGCCGUUGGAGCAGGAGGCCAGUCGCACGGGGCCCUGGGACGCCGUGCUCGUAUGCCCGGGGGCUCCCGCGGGACCUCCCCCGCGACACACGCUCUUAAAAGCGCGCGCCCCCCACGGCGGUGUUGUGGAGCUCCGCCCCCGAGCUCUCCUCACGGACCGGUUGCCUGCGCCACUGUUCCUCACCUUCGCAGCUGGGUUCUACGUACUGAAGGCACUACGGUGGAUUUGCGGCUGCGGGACGCACACCGACUGGCUGGAGAGCCCGGAGUCGCUGCGAGCGGGGCUUGAGGCGCUCCGGCAGCUGGUGCAGGAGGAGCAGCUGGUGCCCGUGCUGGAUAAGGUGUUCCUUCCCCAAGAGUUUGAAGAAGCGCUGGCGCACGCGUGCAGCGAUCAGGCGGUUGGCACUACUGUCAUACGGUUCCCAUAGGACUCCUAUACUGUGGAGGAAAAUUAUAACAUUAUACACACAGCUACACUCGCAACUCACAAACAGAAAACAAAUUAUACAUCACCUUUUUUGAAGUCUUUAUAAACAUAUUAUAAUAUAUUACUUUUAUUAGAUAUUAAGAAAAUGAAUUCGUGUCAUAGGCGGUUGGCACUGCUGUCAUACAGUUCCCAUAGGAAUCCUAUAGUGUGGAAAAAAAUUAUAACAUUAUACACAAAACUACACUCGCAACUCACAAAGUGAAAACAAAUGAUACACAACAGUUUUGACCUCUUAUACAUAUUAUAAUAUAAUAAGAAUUACUUUUAUUAGAAAAUAAGAAAAUGAAUUCGUGUCAUAGAUGGUUAGGUUAAUUGUAUGUAUAAUGAGUUUUUGUGCUGAUGUACUCUAAGAACCAAUCGUCUCCAUGCCAAAGGGAACAAAUAUGUAUCCAUCACCGAUUGAUGCAUAUCAUUCCGAUUUAGAUUUUCACCAGUUUCCGCCGCUACAUCUUUUUGAAGUUAUACUACUUUUGGCGCGUAAGGAAAUAAAAUCAGAAUGAAUUUUUACGAUGCGUGCGCACACCGACACGCAAAUUCGACACCCUGACGUUAGGUGCUAUAUACAUACCUUCAUACCUUAUUAAUUUCUUCAUUUUGUAUGUGAUGUCAUAUUUAUAAGUGAGCUGCCUUUGCUUGUAAGUGCGAUUUAGACUAAGUUGUUUGACUUAUUGUUAUUAUGUCAGUCCUUCAGAGAGACUAAUACACACCUAAUAUAUUACUACUCGCAAUGCAGAUUAACCUGAAGGUGGAGCCUUAAAUAAAAAGCCUUAAUUUUGCUGAUGUCAGUAAAUCAUUUCAUAGGUUUUGUUAUGAGACCGAACAUAAUAUGAAUUGAGCCCAGACUCUUUUCGAACCAAUAGUUGUUCGUCCAACUAUAAUAAAAUAUUUUCUUAAUACAAUCACGUAACGAUAUUCGUGUAAACCGUCUACUAAACAAUAGUCUAUAUUCGGAAUAAGUACGAAAUAUUUUGAAGAUGUAUUUUUACAUGUGUACCUAAUUUAUUAUAUUGUCAGUGUUUUGAUAAACAUUCUUCCAAAUGUCAUUAGACGCGUACUGACUGUGCGAGCAGCCGCGCGGGCCAAACGCACGCGCUGCCUCGCCACGGCCCGAGCCGAACGUUGUAGGUUUUUGUCCAUGCUUAAAAGUGCCUCGUCAAGUUUGUUUUGCCUUGCUUGUUCGACGAACAACGGAUUCUUUUUCUGGUUCUUAUAGUAAGGGUUUCCUCAAUAUUCUGAACACAGAACUUAGAAGGCCAAAGGCGUUCUCAACAACCCUUCUUGCUCUGACCAGCCUGUAAUUUGUAUUCUUUUUCUUUUUUGUAAAGUAAAAGUUAAGGUUCUUUAUUUGCCAGAAACAUACACAAGUAAAGUUGUUACAAAUUUAAGAGUAGGCACAUGUUUCGUCUUGACAGACAUGCAAAUAUUACAGUGGUUUAUAAUAUUAUAAACUAACACAAUAUAAAUAAUUACUGCUACAUUUAAUUGCCUAAUGUAACGUCGAAAAAGCCAACGUAAAAGUCGAAGGUCUCAUAACGGCCUUAUGUAACACUGGCUAUAAGCAGCAUUAGGCACGUGCUGUCUCUGUUCGACUUCACGUUAAGCUGAGAGCUCGAUGUUGGCUCAGCCUUGCCGUGCGUGGCUGUUUCAUGCAAAAAAUCUAUAGACCGAGGCGGACUCGCCUGGCAAACGUCCGAGGCCUCCUCGCGAGGCUGCUCGCCCAGUCAGUACGGGGCCAUUAAGAGUUAUUCAAAUAAAUUUAUAUCGAUGAACUGAUUAGUUUUGUUGUAUACAUCAGAGUUUAAGUAGUGCAAAAAUAUAUUAAAAUAGGUUACGAAUAAGUUGACAAUAAUAUCCCCCAAAUGUUCCUGGUUCUGAUCCAAUAGAAGCACAAAGUAUGAGACUGUUAUAAUUUAUGUGAUAAUAAUAGGGAAUUCCAACUUUAUCAUGAUGUCGGAUAUGAUUUGAAAUUAAAUUAAGAAAACAUUGGGUAAUUUCCCAAACGGCACUAUGACUGUCUGUGAAACUAAAAUAAAUUCAAUAUUUUAAUAAUAUUGUAACUUCGGUAUAAUAGGAACUUUUUAAGACGAGAAAGUUGUUAAAUAAUUACCUAUAUCUUUUUGUAAUAAUUUAUAUGUGACGUUAUUAAAUCAAUAAUUAAUUAUAUUAUAAUGGAAUUUUUAAUAAUUGUAGGUAGUUUUGUAAAUAAAUUUGUUUAUAGAAAUUA
Molecule: messenger RNA, 3877 nt
Organism: Leptidea sinapis
Lineage: Eukaryota; Metazoa; Arthropoda; Insecta; Lepidoptera; Pieridae
Product: reticulon-4-interacting protein 1 homolog, mitochondrial-like
Exons: 13
Coding region: 149-1594 (481 amino acids)
Cellular component (GO): mitochondrion
Molecular function (GO): oxidoreductase activity
Source: RefSeq, a predicted model, not a curated record